AUGUCUUUUCUUAUGAAGGUCUUCUUACUAUGGAUUGGAUUCAUCCAUGAACAGAAUUGCGCUGUUAUUCACAUGGAUAAUAGUAAACACUUCAAAGGCUAUGAUUUUGUCGUGCAGAAAUAUUUGGAUCCUCUUCGGAAAUUACAAGCGGAACUACCGAAUCAUGCAAUCGAGAUGCAAAUAGAAUUUCAUGAUGCCGUUCCUACAUAUACAAAGACUAAGCCUCAGAGACGAUUAAUUCGUGUUUUAAAUCCUCGUAAACCGAAACCAGUGAAACGCACUCAGGGUGGAAAUGAAAAUGCUGCAGCGUCACAGUCGGCACCAUCAAAUACAUCUCUACCAGCCCCACCUGCAGCUCCAGGUGAAGCAGGAAAAAUUCCCGUAUACAUGGACGAUUUAAAAAAGGCACUCGAAGAUCUUGAAAAGAAAUUGAGCGGGGUGACUACUACAACUACAACAGCCGGGACAGGAGCUGGAACAACAUCGAAUGGAGGCACAUCGUGUAAUGGUGGUGGUAAUGGUGGCGGUGGCAGCGGCGGUGGUGGCAACGUCAAAAAUGUGUUGCAGACACCAAUUCGAAGUAUAGACAAUAUCUUGGAAAUUUUGAAAAGAGCUAUUCAUAUUGAGCAUCGGGAACCAAAACCGAGUGAAAACCUAGAAUGGGUCCAAGUCAAGAUACCUAAGUAA
Molecule: messenger RNA, 687 nt
Organism: Spodoptera littoralis (African cotton leafworm)
Lineage: Eukaryota; Metazoa; Arthropoda; Insecta; Lepidoptera; Noctuidae
Source: the annotation of a GenBank genome assembly